Molecule: messenger RNA, 1994 nt
Organism: Cucumis melo (muskmelon)
Lineage: Eukaryota; Viridiplantae; Streptophyta; Magnoliopsida; Cucurbitales; Cucurbitaceae
Exons: 8
Coding region: 108-1400 (430 amino acids)
Source: RefSeq, a predicted model, not a curated record
AGAAAGUAAUAACAUGCUUGGAAAUUGAGGAAAUUUUCAAGAAUUUUGAGUUUACAAAUGAUGACGAUGCUGUGAAGGUCGCCUUGGCCGUCUUUAUAGAAACUGUGAUGGUCGGGAAGGAUAAGAAAACACAGUUUGACAUGGAUAUUUUGGGAAGAGUUGAUGAUGAAGAAGCAUUUAAAAGCUUCGAUUGGUCAACUUUCUUCUACACUCGUCUGCUCAACAGUUUAAAGACAAGUCUCCAAGGCAAAAAAGAAGCAUACGAGCUGAAGAAGACACGAAGUUCCAAAGCAGUGUCAUACUAUAACAUCAAAGGCUACGUGCUUGCUUUUCAGGUGUGGGCUUAUGAAGUACUCUCAACCGCAAAUGAGCACCUGGCCACAAGAAACAGUAAGGGAUUAAUCCCUAGGAUAUUGAGAUGGAAUUGUACACAAGCUCCAUCUUACAAAAUGCUGCAGAAUAACAUAUUCGACAACAAAAAUACUGUUGUUCAACCUAAACUCAAGAUGUCAACCCAAGAGAAGGCUUUCAUGGAGAGUCGAAUUCGAGGGGAUGAUAACAUGCAAAUGGAGGAGGAUGAAUCCAUUGGAGCAAUGAACAACAAAUCAUUGGAGCAAUCAGACUCAUCUCCACAAAGAGAACAACUGUCACCCCAAAGGGAACAAAGUCAAACAGUGGCUGAGGAGUCUGAAAUGCAUCCAAUCACCAAGAAGAAACAUUUCAGAUCAAAGAAGUCGAAUGACAAAGAAGAACGAAGUCAUUCAAAAUCCUACAAGAAACUGAAGAAGGAAAUAAAAGAAGUUCGUAAGGAUUUAUCCACACUGACUUCUAUAGUCUGUAGGAUGGAUGACACAAUCACAAAGCAGUCAUUGGAGCUGUAUGAAAUGAAGCAGAUGCUGGAGAGAUUGGUCCAGAAUCAAACUGAAAAUCAAGGGAAUGAUCAUACUGAUCAGAAUGACAAUGAGUAUGUUGUUCAAGAACAACAUACUCAUCAACAACCUACUGAAGAACAACAUACUGAACAUCAAGAGGAAACCCAAAUGGAACAUCAAGAGGAACGUGGUAGUGAUAUAAGCAUAGACGGUAGGGAUGCAGACUUGCUAAUGACUAUAAGAGAUAUAUCGGAUAGUCUAAGUCAUCAAAUUCAGAAAGAAUCAGACCUGCCACAGAUGAUUACUACCCUUCCAUUUGUGAGCCAACCUCUUGCACUUUGUGAAUUGGCUCCAAUGGAUCAAACUGUACAAAUUGUAAAUGAAGAAUCUCAACUGGAAACAACAAAAAAACAGGUUGAGAUGAAAAAAAAUGAUGAAGCAGUUACUUUGGUUGAAAAAGAACCAGUAACUGUGCCUGAUAAAGAUGUGGAAGAAAAACCAAUAAAGAGAAGAAAGCUAUGUAAAUAGCAAAUAAAGAGGUGCAACAUGAAGAUGAACAAGGUAAUCCACCCACAACAUCUGCUCAGAUCAUAUCAGUAUCUACAACACCUGUCCCAGAUGUGGAAAUCAGAGAAGUAGAUCCAUAUAAUCCGAUGUGGAAAGUGGAUCCAAAAUUAUGGAAGGAAUACUUGCAAUAAAAAGAUCAAGAAAAACAACCCAUGAACAAAGGAAAGUAGUCUCCACAACCAGAAAGAAGGACUUUUUCAGACAGCUUGAAGAAAACACAUGGGUACAUGGAGACACAUUGGAUUUGCUAUUAUCCCACUUGCAGAAUAAAAUGUUGCAUCUCAAGCACCAUUGCAAGCGUUCUUUUAGAAUAUUACAUUCCUCUUUUCUGAUUGGAAUCAAUAAACCAGACUGCAUUGUUUGGAACCAUAUUUUUGAUACUCAUCUGGUGACACCAGAUAAUACGAAAGCUGAAUGGACAGACCCAACGGCACACCUAACUAUAUGGACAGAAAAAGAUGUGGAAUACUAUUUCAACACUGCUGUUGGUGAUUACAACGGAAUACCAGGGUGGGGAGAUGUCAACUACGUGAUUACCUGCAUCAACAUAAAAGA